AUGGCAGCAGACGUGGCGGCGUGGCUUCCGUUCGCCCGCGCCGCGGCCAUAGGAUGGAUGCCCGUGGCGAGCGCCCCGAUGCCCAUCCCUCCGAAGGAGAAGAGGAAAGCCAAAGACGGACUCAUCAUCCUCAACGUGAGCGGCACCAGGUUUCAGACGUGGCGAAACACGUUGGAGCGAUACCCGGACACGCUGCUGGGCAGCUCGGAGAGAGACUUCUUUUUCCACGAGGAAACCCACGAGUACUUCUUCGACCGUGACCCCGACAUCUUUAGACACAUCCUCAAUUUUUACCGCACGGGGAAACUCCACUACCCACGCCAAGAGUGCAUCUCGGCGUACGACGAGGAGCUGGCGUUUUUCGGGAUUAUACCCGAGAUCAUCGGGGACUGCUGCUACGAGGAGUACAAAGAUCGAAGACGCGAGAACGCCGAGAGGCUCCAGGACGACGACGACAUGGACAACGGCAAUGACGUCACGCCCGUGAACCUGACCGUCCGGGAGUUUCUGUGGCGGGCUUUCGAGAACCCCCACACCAGCACCUUAGCCCUCGUCUUCUACUACGUCACUGGGUUUUUCAUAGCCAUAUCCGUAAUGGCCAAUGUGGUCGAGACAGUUCCGUGUGGGACGUUGCCUAACCGGUCCAAGGAGGUCUCCUGUGGAGAGCGUUACGCGCUGGCCUUUUUCUGCCUGGACACGGCGUGCGUCAUGAUAUUCACCGUAGAAUACCUCCUGCGCCUGAUCGCCGCGCCCAGCCGCUACAAGUUCAUGAAAAGCGUGAUGAGCGUCAUCGACGUGGUCGCCAUCAUGCCUUACUACAUCGGCCUGGUCAUGACGGACAACGACCAAGUGAGCGGCGCGUUCGUCACUCUGAGAGUCUUCCGCGUCUUUCGGAUUUUCAAAUUUUCCCGCCACUCCGCCGGCCUGCGCAUCCUGGGCUACACCUUGAAGAGCUGUGCCUCGGAGUUGGGUUUCCUGCUCUUCUCCCUCACCAUGGCCAUCAUCAUCUUCGCCACCGUCAUGUUUUACGCCGAGAAAGGCUCCUCGGCCAGCAAGUUCACCAGUAUCCCCGCGGCUUUUUGGUACACCAUCGUCACCAUGACAACACUGGGGUAG
Messenger RNA from Lampris incognitus (smalleye Pacific opah), 1116 nucleotides. RefSeq names its product potassium voltage-gated channel subfamily D member 2-like. The coding region runs from base 1 to 1116 and encodes 371 amino acids. The transcript has a single exon. The record is from RefSeq and is a predicted model, not a curated record. Lineage: Eukaryota; Metazoa; Chordata; Actinopteri; Lampriformes; Lampridae. Gene Ontology annotation, biological process: protein homooligomerization; potassium ion transmembrane transport. Gene Ontology annotation, molecular function: A-type (transient outward) potassium channel activity; protein binding. Gene Ontology annotation, cellular component: voltage-gated potassium channel complex; membrane.